Messenger RNA from Homalodisca vitripennis (glassy-winged sharpshooter), 1749 nucleotides. RefSeq names its product RNA-binding protein lark-like. The record is from RefSeq and is a predicted model, not a curated record. The coding region runs from base 155 to 1258 and encodes 367 amino acids. Gene Ontology annotation, cellular component: cytosol. Gene Ontology annotation, molecular function: mRNA binding; zinc ion binding. Lineage: Eukaryota; Metazoa; Arthropoda; Insecta; Hemiptera; Cicadellidae. The transcript is spliced from 8 exons.
CACCAGCAGGCAGCAGCUAAUUGGCUACGGCACGGCAUACCAAACCAAACUAAACCUUUCCACUUCCUUCCAUAUUUCGUGGCUUCUGAUUCACAUUCUUCCUGUCGCCAUUUUUCGGCGUUAUCCGUAGCGUCUUUGGAUAUAAGAAUUCAAGAUGCCAGGUUUCAGCAGCGUUGGAACCUUUAAAAUCUUUGUCGGCAACUUGGCAGAGAAGACAGUCUCUGCCGAUAUCAAGCCCUUGUUCGAGAAGUAUGGAAAGGUGGUAGAAUGCGAUGUGGUGAAGGACUUUGGCUUUGUACACAUGGAAAACGAAGAGUCUGGACGGGAUGCUAUACAGAAUCUGAAUGGCUAUCUUGUUCAUGGGUCGGCCAUGAAAGUAGAGGCAGCCACUAGUCGCAAGGGACCAAACACACCAACCACGAAGAUAUUUGUGGGGAAUCUCUCUGAUAAUACACGAGCACCACAGGUUCGGCUCCUCUUCGCCAAGUAUGGCACUGUUGUCGAAUGUGACAUUGUCCGCAAUUAUGGCUUUGUGCACAUUGAUUGUCCGGACGUGAACAAGAUGGUGGAGGAGCUGAAUGGCUCUAUGGUGGAUGGACAGCCAAUGAAGGUUCAGAUAUCUACCAGCAAGGUGCGCCAGCGGCCAGGAAUGGGCAAUCCUGAACAGUGCUACAGGUGCGGCCGCGGAGGUCAUUGGUCCAAGGAGUGUCCCAAAACCGGAAUGGGCCCAGAUCGUUUCCGCGGGAGGAUGUUUGGACGGGACCCAUACCCUCCACCACCACCCCCACCAUUUCUCAGAGACAGAAUGACUGGUGGAUUUGGAAAGGACAGCUACUAUGACCGUUAUUAUGACCGCCCAGCUGGACGGUUCGAUGACAGAGAUUCAUUUGACAGGAGAUUACCCCCUCUGCCUCCUCGUGAUCUGGGUCCCCGUCGGGACUUUCCUCCUCCUAUUCCUCCGCGAGACCCCUUGCCUCCCCUCAGCAUGAGAGGCCCUCCCGCCCCAAUGCGUGACUCCUUCGAGAGGUCCAUGUUCAGCCGACGCUCACCUCCCCCGCCUUCUGCAAGAUUUAGCCGGAUGUACGAGGACUAUGCUCGGGACUCCUACGAUGACCGCAGAUCUUACUGGAAAACUGGUGAUUUGGGAAAGGUUUAUCAAGAUAGUUCAAGCAGUUUAGUGUUAACAGUGCAAAUACAGAAGCAUACACUUUUCUUUUCAAGAAAAUUCAACAAUUAUGAUUUUAUUACGACUUGGUAGAACUGUUAUCAGUGAAUUCAUAUGGUGUAAAUACGUUUCAUUCAUAGUGUCCUAAAUAUUUAGUGUAAUUAUAAUUUAUUAAUGGUAUUUCUUCAUUCUAUUUACUAGUAAGUUAUAUAACCACGUUUUGUAUUUUCUUUGAACAUAAAUAUAUUGUUUGUUUAUAUCCUUUAACAUCUCAUAUAUGUUGUGCAAAAUUUAUUCCUAUAAUAGAUCAUAGAGUUUAUAUCAAAUGAGUAGAAUAAAUAUUAGUGUAAAUAUUGGGGUUAAACUUCAAGUGAAAAUUUGAAUAAACUCACUGUAAAUUAGUAACAACAAGUAACAUCAAAACGACAUUUUGCUGCUUGCUCUCUACAACCUGCAGGGAUUUCUUCUAGACUUCUUUCUCUAACACAUCACUUUCAACACCACCACACUUUUCUUUCAAUUUUAAAGAAUUUUUGUAGAUUUGUACAAUAAAAACUGUUAAAAAAAUUGCAUUUCUGUGACUA